Amphibalanus amphitrite is the source of this 1646-nucleotide messenger RNA. It is a transcript of the gene Pdhb, whose product is annotated as pyruvate dehydrogenase E1 component subunit beta, mitochondrial-like. Lineage: Eukaryota; Metazoa; Arthropoda; Thecostraca; Balanomorpha; Balanidae. Gene Ontology annotation, biological process: pyruvate decarboxylation to acetyl-CoA. Gene Ontology annotation, molecular function: pyruvate dehydrogenase (acetyl-transferring) activity. The transcript has 8 exons. The coding region runs from base 175 to 1242 and encodes 355 amino acids. The record is from RefSeq and is a predicted model, not a curated record.
UGUACUAUGUGCUUCAGACACAGUAUAUUUCUGCCAGAGACUCAUUCGGAAAUCCAACUUUUGUUUGGGAUUAGGAAGGAUGAGAAUAGUGGUGGAAGAAGAGGAUUGGGUUAAGCUUAGAUGAGCUUGGAGGAGUGACAGGGACUUGGUUAGCUUUAACAAAUUUUUAACAACAUGCUGACAAGAGGAGCAAUCACACUGCUGCGCGGCGGCCGCCGCUCGCUGAGCACCAGCGCCGUCCGGCCGGCACAGGUGACCGUGCGGGACGCGCUCAAUGGCGCCAUGGACGAGGAGAUGGCGCGCGACGAGCGCGUCUUCCUGCUGGGAGAGGAGGUGGCCCAGUACGACGGCGCCUACAAGGUGUCUCGCGGCCUCUGGAAGAAGUACGGCGACAAGAGGGUCAUGGACACGCCCAUCACAGAGUCCGGGUUCGCUGGCAUUGCCGUCGGCGCCGCAUUUGCCGGCCUGCGCCCGAUUUGUGAAUUCAUGACCUUCAACUUCUCUAUGCAAGCUAUCGAUCAGGUUAUCAAUUCAGCAGCGAAAACAUUCUACAUGUCUGCAGGCUUGAUGAACGUACCGAUUGUGUUCCGGGGCCCGAACGGAGCCGCGGCCGGUGUGGCUGCCCAGCACUCGCAGUGCUUCGCGUCGUGGUACUCCAGCUGCCCUGGCCUGAAGGUGGUGUCGCCAUACAGCUCGGAGGACGCGCGCGGCCUGCUCAAGGCCUCCAUCCGCGACCCGGACCCAGUGGUGUUCCUCGAAAACGAGCUCAUGUACGGCACACCGUUCGAGGUCAAGGACGAGAUGCUGCAGGACCGCGACUUCGUCCUGCCACUGGGAAAGGCCAAGAUCGAGCGGCCGGGUAAGCACGUGACGCUGGUGGCGUUCUCUCGCCCGGUGGGCAUCUGCCUGGAAGCGGCCGACCUGCUGGCCGCCGAGGGCAUCGAGUGCGAGGUGGUGAACCUGCGCACCGUGCGGCCGCUCGACAUCGACACCGUGCUGCAGUCGGUCACCAAGACGCACCACUGCCUCACCGUCGAGCAGGGCUGGCCGCAGUGCGGCAUCGGAUCCGAGAUCGCCGCACGCAUCAUGGAAUCCCCGGCCUUCUACGAGCUCGACUACCCGGUGACGCGUCUGUGCGGCGCCGAUCUGCCGAUGCCGUACGCCAAGAGCCUGGAGGACGCGUCACUGCCCACCGCUGGCGACGUGGCGGCCGCCGUCAAGAAGGCGCUGAACGUAUCGUGAGGAAGCAGACUGUCCGUCGGGCGGGGGUGGGGGCCGAGAGCCGGUUAGGUGACGUUGAAAGCCACGAUUCAGUCAACUGGCGGUGUGUGGAGGUGCGCGGUCGGUCGGUACAAACGAGGUGGCGCGCUUCGUGCCGGUGUCUUGCCCCGCUGCUUCCCACCCGGGGGGUUAGGUAUCUAUCUGUGUGCGAAUUACUGACGUCAGCCGGCCUGCCGCGGGCCGGUAGCGCUGGCACUGCCGACUGGACGGAGACUGGAAGCGAGGGUUUACCCGGUGGGACUCAGGUGUGCGACAGGUGCAAUAUCGCGCAUACCUCGGUAGUUUGAAUUGCUGCAAGACGAAUAAUGUGUCCGUGACUGGUGGACGGUGGUAGAUGUGUGUGACAAUACAGGUCUGAAAGCGGA